AUGGAUUUUCUUGCACCACGUUCACCAGCGCCUCAAUAUAAAGAUUUGAUCGUAGCACAAUUGAAAAAGGAUCUUGCAAUUAGAGCAAAUUUGACAGUAUCAGAUUAUUACUUUACUGGCAAAGAGUUCCACAAAUAUGCCUUACUCUGCUUGUUGGCUGAAUACUAUCGAGAAACAGUUGAAUUGGAUCAAUGUAUUAAGACAGUUGAAGCAGGUUUUGAAAUACUCAUUACGAGGAAAAAUACUAAUGCACUCCGCUACGAUACAACAUGGUUCGGACUAGUCUCUUCGGCCGGCUUAGGACCGUCUCAAGAAUUGGCUGAUUUUGGUAAUUCAUACUACAAUGAUCAUCAUUACCACUGGGGUUAUUUCAUUCAAGCUGGCGCCAUUAUUGCUCGCCUCGAUCCAAGUUAUUUGCCGAGAAUACGCGAUUGGGUGGAAGGAUUGAUUCGUGAUGCAAGCAAUCCCUCACCAUUAGAUACCAGUUUUCCUCAAUUUCGUUACUUCGAUUGGUUUUCGGGUCAUAGUUGGAGUCAGGGUUUAUUCGAAUCGGCGGACGGCAAGGAUCAAGAAUCGACAUCAGAAGAAAUCAACUUUCACUAUGGCAUUGCUUUGUGGGGAUUAGCGACUCAGUCAUUGACCCUUGAAGGUCUCGGUCGAUUGAUGCUAGGGACUGCAAAACGAACCACUCAAACCUACUUUCUUAUGGAUAGCAAUAACAAAGUUAUGCCAGAAAAGAUUAUCGGCAACAAAGUCACCGGUAUUUUCUUCGAGAACAAGGCUGAAUAUACAACAUGGUUUGGAGCUAAACCAGAAUUCAUUCAUGGUAUUCAGUAA
Rotaria sp. Silwood1 is the source of this 837-nucleotide messenger RNA. NCBI's taxonomy places the organism in Eukaryota, Metazoa, Rotifera, Eurotatoria, Philodinida, Philodinidae. The record is from the annotation of a GenBank genome assembly.